Xiphophorus couchianus (Monterrey platyfish) is the source of this 4394-nucleotide messenger RNA. Its product is annotated as CMP-N-acetylneuraminate-beta-galactosamide-alpha-2,3-sialyltransferase 1-like. NCBI's taxonomy places the organism in Eukaryota, Metazoa, Chordata, Actinopteri, Cyprinodontiformes, Poeciliidae. Gene Ontology annotation, cellular component: membrane. Gene Ontology annotation, biological process: sialylation. The transcript has 8 exons. The record is from RefSeq and is a predicted model, not a curated record. The coding region runs from base 1090 to 2175 and encodes 361 amino acids. Gene Ontology annotation, molecular function: beta-galactoside (CMP) alpha-2,3-sialyltransferase activity.
AUUGACAAACGUCAAAACUGUUUCACUACGGAAGCAAAGAGUGGACAUUUUCUGUAACAGUUUGUGGAUAAUUAAAGGAAUCAUUUCAAACCACCGAAGCUUAAACUAGUACUGUGUAUGGUCCUGCUAACACUGACAAACUAGAUUAAUUGAUGAUGUAGAUGAGGACUUCACCCAAUCUGCUGUCAAGUCUGUUUAAAGUGGUUCCAUGUGUUUAAUUGGGACCCAUCUGUUAGGGUCCCUCCACUUUGGAAAGUUUAACCCAAAUGUGUUUUUUCCUGUCAUUGUUUUUGUAACAGCCAGUUCUGCAACAACAACAAAAAAUGAUGUCGGGUGAUGCAUAUUGUAAUUUAAAGAGUAAUGGGGAAUUUAUUAGAAGCCAGAUUGUGUUUAUUUUUAUUACCUGCACAGUUGUCUCUUGAUAAGAGAAUGAGUAGGACUUGGGGGGGCAAAGUGAUUCAGCAGACUGAAAGGCUCCAAGUGAAUGUGUGUUCUCCCGAAAAAACACAUUUUCUUUCACAAGGCUUAAAUGUAUCAACACAAAAAUAAUGUUAAUGCAAUAAUUAGUUCUUACGUUAAAUAGUUCAUGUUUUUCCUUUAAGUUAAAAAAAAGAUGAAAUAAUCCAGUCCCAGUUUUAUCAGUCGCCAGUUCAAUCCAGUAAUUUGCCACAAACAACAACAAAAAAAGAGAAAGCGAAUCAAAGAUUAUUGAAUAUGGAAAUAGGUUUUAAUAGGGAAUUGAAAUUUGAGAUUGUAGUUGCUCGGUUAAAUAAUAAUGAAGGAAAAUGGAAGGCAUUUCGGGGUUUUUAAAUACCGGACUCAUUGGGAGAAUUUGAGGAAUAAGUAUUAGGAUCCAAGAGAUGGCAGUAGUGCAACAAUAAUGAAUGCAAGCUCCCGUUAAAAUCCAAAGACGAGGAAGAAAAACUCCACUCCGGGUUUUCCAACCAAUCCACAAAGAGAAGCCCAAACAACCAAGUACACCUCGGAUCGUAAACUUCAACUCCAACCUGCGGCAGAAAACACUCAGAGAAAAAUCAUGUGAUUGGACUCACGGAACAGGUGCUGGCGAUAUAUUUGUAGGUGUAUGGAAUGUGUUUGGCGCCAAGAAGAAUGUAUUCUUAUACCAGACUGAAACUCUUUCCCAUUGACAAGAAUCCCACUGCCAGAUGGAGUUUUCAUUUAAAGCUGUUGACGUUCCUGCUCUUUGUGACUGUCAUCGGGGUGUUUUUAAAGUCUGGUAACAUCGAAUGGCUCUGGUUUCAAGAUCAAAGUCAGCCUGAUGGUCAACAUGAUGGCCAGCAUUAUUUCCAGCAUGAUGGUCAGGAUGAUCAUGCUGAUAAAAGUCAGCGAGAUCUGGAUUAUUCUGAGGAUACUGCGUGGUGUCGUCAUCCUCAGAAAGGUUCUGUCACGCCAUUUUUGUCUGCCAAGACCAAACUGUCAGAGGACGCUUUCAAAUGGUGGAAGCAUGUACAGAAGGAACAAGGCAACCUCAGUUAUUUUGAAGAAACGGUGAAUAAGCUUUUUGAGAUAUUCCCACCCAUUCCCGAUCUUGGAAAGCCGAAGUUUAACUUGUGCUCGACUUGUGCAGUGGUGGGGAAUUCUCUUAAUCUGAAAGGUUCAAAUUACGGACCUCUUAUAGAUUCCAAAGACAUAAUUAUGAGAAUGAACUUUGCCCCAACCAAAGGCUAUGAAGAAGAUGUGGGCACCAAGACAACGCAUCAUGUCAUGUAUCCGGAGAGUGCAGUUGACUUGGACAACAGUACUCAUCUUGUACUGCUUCCAUUUAAGAUACUGGAUCUAGAGUGGCUCAUCAGGGCCUUUACAACAGGAUUUCAUGGACGAUCCUAUGCACCAAUAAAAUCCAGAAUUCAGGCCAACAAAAAUUUGGUGAUUGUGAUCAGUCCAGCUUUUAUGAAGGACGUCCAUCAAAUUUUGCUAAAAGAGAAGGGAAGUUAUCCUUCCACUGGUUUUCUGACUGUGGUUCUUGCACUUCACAUUUGUGAUGAGAUUAGUGUUUUUGGAUAUGGGGCAGACCGCAACGGACAAUGGAGCCAUUACUUUGAAACACUGAAAGACAAAAGCUUCAAAACAGGAAAACAUCCUGGACAACAGGAGUAUAAAAUACUACAAAAGCUGAAUUUUGAAGAACUGGUGAAACUUUACCCUGGGGCGUGAAUUCUUCUCCUGAAACAGACCUGAUGUAAGGGAGUUGUAGAAAGAAAGGCUGAGUGAAUCAGUGUUACUGUGUCCAUUAAACCUCAAACGUAAGUUAAGAAAUGUGACGGCUUAGAAGAAAGAGUCACAAAAUGAUCACCAGAUACCAGUGUUUUAAAAAAAGAAGCCUUUAGCCUGUCACUCCGUUAUCCAUGUCCAGAUACGUUUCUUUAAAUUUCUGAUGACAUUAGUGCCACCUGCAGGCUUUGGUUAGUUAGUCCCAGAGACGAUGUAAAAGCAGAUCUUUCAAAACAGAAGAAAAAAGGGGGGAGGGGGUGAAAAUAUUGAGUGGUGGAGCUCGUGUUUGAAACUAAAGGUGCUCCUACAUUGUUUCUUAUAUUCACACUUAUGUUGAUGUACAUACGUACAUCCCUCCUACUUCUGGCUCAGUAUUCUCACAUUUAUCUAUUUGCAAAUUUGUCUGUGGGACGUGACUGCACUAUUCACUUAGCACAGGUGCACCUGUGGGCCAUGUGCUUAGCCCCCUCUUCUACUUGCGCUACACCUACUAUUUAGUCCAUCAAACUGUGAUCAAGUUCACAGGUGACACCACUGUGAUCAGAGGAGACAUUGAGUCUGCAUAUCAGCAGGAUGUUUAUAUAAUAAUGCUUGGUUCAUUUUGGCUGCAUAUUCCCACAGUAAAUCUGUUUAUUUGGAUGGCUUGUAUUUUUUUGUUUGAAAAUGCGUCUGCACACAGUAGUGGCUUCAGGAAAUUCAAAAUCUCAGAUUAUCAGAUGCAUGUGACUAAUGCCAGUCUGGGCAGGAGGUGGCAGUAGCAAUCUGCAGUAGAGCUGUAUUAUAAAGCAUAAAGUCAGCGUCGGUGUCCAGCGUCGGUGUCAGGCAUUGAUACAUUUUUCAGUUUCUUCAGAUAAUUUUAAAUAUUCAACCAUAUACCCAGAGCCAUCUCUAGCCAUUUUGCUGGGCAGGGACAGACUUAUUACUAGGUAAAGCAACAAAAUAAUAAACAAAUCACACACACAUAAGUUCAGAGGAAUUAAAAUAAUAUAGUUUUUCGAGUUUGUGGCAACAUCCACCCAUCUAGAAACUCCUUAUCAAAGCCUAUUUUCAUGUCUACCAGCAGGCAUUGUGUUGCUUUCUGUGCUGCCCCUGUAGUUGUCCAAAUUAAUAGUGCUCUUAUUCUGUUGGGGGUUUAAAAAUACCAUUACAUUUUGAAACUCAACCAGGAUAAAGCAGUCAUUGUCAUCUUUCCCAAGCUCUACAGACAAAAGUAGAAAAUGCAAAAGAUUUCCCCAUCGUACAUCCAACUCAGAAUUUUAUCCUCAGACAAUUAAAAUACAUCUGCACAUCUGCAUUACCUUUGUUUCUACAUUCACAUCAAGAAAAUCUUAAGUCAGCAUACAGGGGAUGGUAAAUGACAAAACAAUAUUCAUCUUCCACCGCAUUGCUACUUUUGUCAGUAUUUUUGCCUUUACUGUGGAUCCCUCAUUGGGAAACACACAAACCAGUUUAUUGUGGCUCCGAAACGUUUGCUGGGUUUUACUUCAUGAUAAUGUUGGGAACUCUUUGUUUGCUUUUUCCACUUAAAAGUCCCAAUUGUUGAAAAACAUGAUCUCAUUCAGCAGAUCUGCGACUAAUAUUUUCCUCCAAUACAAAGACGUAUUCACUGUUUCAACUCUGACAGUAAUCCUAUGAGAAUUCAAGGUCGAUACCCAUUCCUUGUGCAUCGACCUUGUAGAACAGAAGUUCAGAGGAAUCAACGAUUAAAAUAAUAUAGCCAUUAAUUCCUCACUAUCAACUCUGAUAGAGAAGCUAUCAGAGUUGAAACAUUUGCUUGUGUGAGUGUGGGAUGUUGUGUUGAUUUGGUCAACAAGUCAGCAGGACUGAGCAACAUCCUUGUUUGCUUUUUCUGUAGACUCCGAUCCUCUGACGCCUCAGUGUCACCUUGUGAACUGUGACUUGUUACAUUUUGUUACAUCAGCAGAACUUUAGAUCAUGCAUCAUGACGGCCACCUAACUGUUACACACACUUGAGUUACACAUAAAUUUCUACAUUUGAUCUCAGAACUAUGCAGAAUUAUUAUUUUUUUCGUUCUGCUUUUGUGACUGUACCAAAGAAUAAUCAUGGAAAGAUCAGAAUGGAAAUAGCAAAUCACAAGGUGAUCAGUGUAAAGCCGAAAUGUUGAAGAGCAAAGUUAAAUAAAAAUAAUGUUUAAGAAUAA